Molecule: messenger RNA, 739 nt
Organism: Gilbertella persicaria
Lineage: Eukaryota; Fungi; Mucoromycota; Mucoromycetes; Mucorales; Choanephoraceae
Product: protein-tyrosine phosphatase-like protein
Exons: 3
Coding region: 6-572 (188 amino acids)
Biological process (GO): protein dephosphorylation
Cellular component (GO): nucleus
Molecular function (GO): protein tyrosine phosphatase activity
Source: RefSeq, a predicted model, not a curated record
AAAAUAUGUUGAAACCACCUGCGUACAAUAAAAUUCAAAAACAAUUGCUACACCCACCUUCACUUAUUGAAUACAAAGACCUAAGAUUCUUAAUUACGGAUACACCGAGUAUUAACAACCUAUCUAUCUAUAUCCAAGAGUUUGAAAGAUGGAAUGUGACAGAUGUAGUUCGAUGCUGUAAUGCAACUUAUUCCCAUCACAGCCUGAAUGAGCAUGGCAUUCAAGUGCAUGAUUGGAUGUUUUCUGAUGGCGGUCCUCCUUCAAAAGAGAUCAUUCAAGAAUGGCUAGACCUGGUGGAUAGUCGAUUCAAAAAAGAAAGCAUGUCACUUGAUACAGAAGAAAAAAACCCAAUAGAAAAAAAACGACCAUGUAUUGCUGCUCAUUGCGUAGCUGGACUAGGAAGAGCACCUGUUUUGGUGGCUAUUGCAUUGAUAGAAGAAGGAAUGGAUCCUAUGGAAUCGAUUGCAUUCAUUCGAAGAUAUCGACGAGGAGCUAUCAACAAACAGCAAAUAAAAUACCUAGAGAAUUAUCACAGAAGACGAAAACAAAGCACAGGUUGCUUUGUUAGUUGACAAAAGACGCUUGAUGUAUAUUUGACUUGAAUAGUUUAGAUCAAGCUGAUAGCUUUUGUUAAUUGGACUUUGAUGAACAACCCUAUGGUGAAAUAAUUAAAUAGUAGCAAUAUAAAUAUUUACUAGCUUGUUUAUUUAAUAAAGACAAUUAGCUUAUUUGUGUCAAG